Messenger RNA from Panicum hallii, 1817 nucleotides. RefSeq names its product proline-rich receptor-like protein kinase PERK5. Gene Ontology annotation, molecular function: protein kinase activity; ATP binding. Bases 1 to 1809 code for a protein of 602 amino acids. Lineage: Eukaryota; Viridiplantae; Streptophyta; Magnoliopsida; Poales; Poaceae. Gene Ontology annotation, biological process: protein phosphorylation. The record is from RefSeq and is a predicted model, not a curated record. The transcript has 8 exons.
AUGGCGUCGCCGCUAGACAACAUGCUCGGCGCGUCGGCAGGCUCGGACGAUUCCUCGGGGUCACCGUCACCACCGAGCGACGACACGUCGUCGCCGCCACCCUCCAGCUCCCCGCCAUCCACGCCGUCGGCGCCACCGUCCAACUCCUCCGGGUCGGGCUCGCCACCGCCUUCACCGCCCUCACCGUCGCAACCCGCGGCGUCGCUGUCGCCUCCAACGGCGACGCCGCAGAAUAGCAGCGCGUUGUCACCUCCGGCGCCAGCGGACAGAGGCUUGCCAGCAGCGCCGUCAAGGGACUCCCCGUCCACGCCUGCUGCCAAGCGCGGCGGCGGCGACUCCGACAAGAGUGGCCACAGCAAGAGCGGGAGCAGCAGAAACGGGGCACCGCCGGUGGCCGCCAUCGUGGCCGGCGUGGUGAUCGGGGUCCUGGCCUUCGGCCUGCUGAUGUGCAUCGCCGCGUGCGUGUGCUGCGCGAGGAGGAGGAAGAGGAAGAAACCCCCGCACAUGAACAUGCCCUACUACACCGACCAGCACGGGAACGUGUUCUACGCGAACAGCAUGCCCAAGUGGAAGAACAGCACCGCGAUGAUGGACCACGGCGGGGGCUGGCACGCGCCGUACUCGCCGGGGAGCGGGAACACGACGAGCGGCUCGCACGGGCCGGGGCAGAUGCCGUCGUCGUCGUCCCCGGGCAUGCCGUCGCUGGGGUUCUCCAAGAGCUCGUUCUCGUACGACGAGCUGGCGUCCGCGACGGGCGGGUUCGCGUCGGGGAACGUGCUGGGGCAGGGCGGGUUCGGGUACGUGUACAAGGGCGUGCUCCCGGGCAGCGGCAAGGAGGUGGCGGUGAAGCAGCUCAAGGCCGGUAGCGGGCAGGGCGAGCGCGAGUUCCAGGCCGAGGUGGAGAUCAUCAGCCGCGUCCACCACCGCCACCUCGUCUCCCUCGUCGGCUACUGCAUCGCCGGGUCCUCCCAGCGCCUGCUCGUCUACGAGUUCGUGCCCAACAAAACCCUCGAGUACCACCUCCACGGGAAGGGUGUGCCGGUGAUGAACUGGCCGACGAGGCUCGCCAUCGCGCUCGGCUCCGCCAAGGGCCUGGCUUACCUGCACGAAGACUGCCACCCCAGGAUCAUCCACCGAGACAUCAAGGCCGCCAACAUCCUUUUGGACGAGAAUUUCGAGGCUAAGGUCGCGGAUUUCGGACUGGCCAAGCUGACCACGGACACCAACACGCACGUCUCCACGCGCGUCAUGGGAACAUUCGGGUACCUGGCCCCGGAGUACGCGUCGAGCGGCAAGCUCACAGACAAGUCGGACGUGUUCUCCUUCGGCGUCAUGCUCUUGGAGCUCAUCACUGGCAAGCGCCCGGUUGAUCCCACCAACUACAUGGAGGACAGCCUCGUUGAUUGGGCGAGGCCCCUCCUGGCGCGCGCCUUGUCCGAGGGAGGCACCUUCGACGAGCUGCUGGACCCGCGGCUGGAGAACAACGUCGACCGGCUGGAGCUGGAGCGCAUGUGCGCCGCCGCCGCCGCCGCCGUCCGCCACUCCGCCAAGCGGCGCCCCAAGAUGAAACAGAUUGUUCGUGCCCUUGAGGGCGACGCGUUGCUGGACGACCUGAACGAGGGGGUGAAGCCGGGGCAGAGCAUGAUGUUCAGCUCCAGCUCGGAGUACGACGCCGGCGGCGGCAACUACACCUCGGACAUGAGCAGGUUCAGGAAGGUGGCCUUCGAGAGCGGCGAGUACAGCAACGAGUACGGCGCGACGAGCGAGUCCGGGGAGGCGGUGGCGACCCGCCGGCAGCAGCAUCACUGAUCGUCUCG